UUUGUCAAAUUCAGGUGGAAAGUGUCGGUUCCACAGCUCGCCUCCUGGCAACGGGCACACGCGGGUCCUCCUCCCGGGGACAUCUCACUCCGGUAUCCGUUCUUCCCUGCCUCUGUCCCCGAAGGCUGGCUAGCGAACCCACGUCGUGUCUGGUCUGGCAGACAGUGAGCAUCCGUUCGACCGUAAAUGCCGAUUCCCCCCCCUGCGCACCAAAAGCGGAUUAUUCAGGAUGUUUUCAGCAUGGUGUAAAAGCCGCGGAGAAAUAUUGGUUUUUACCCAAUUAUACCAGAGGACCGCCCGUGCUUCGUGAAAAUGAAAAAAGGAUACAAUGCAGCAUGCAUGUUGUGCAUUCUUCGGGACGUACCACACCGCUGGUGUGAAUGACUUGUGGCUGUAAGGUGUCGUGAGUGGGCCAGGUUCCUGCACAGCCUCAGUAGCCUGACUGCUGGGAGGAGUCAAGUGGAGAGCAGACAUCCGUGCCCAGGGGACCUGAGGCCUGGUUCUCCAUAUGAGGCCCUGCUGAAAGGGCAGGGGGGCUUCUGAGUGUGCCCAAGGGCCAUUGAAAGCCCCCUUGGGGGAGUUUCAUAAAUACACACCGAGCAAGAAAAGACUUCUGGACUAUUGUUAUCAUCUCUACACACUUUCUCUCACACACACAUACAUUCUCGCGCACAAACCACCCACACAGACAAGGACAUAGAGAGAAUGUUGGAGGUCCAAGAGGAGAGGCCAGCGGCGGCAGGUACAGCAGCGACACACUUCAACAAGAAGGAGCGAGGGAAGAAGGAGCGAGAGGAGGCCAAGGACGGUCGGGGGAACCUCUCCAACAUCGGGAAUCCCGCGCCUGGCUCCAGGAACGUGCGCGCAAAAGCGCCGCUCACGCACACCGGCAGUCCUCACCAGCUCAUCACUCCACCCUGUUCCGUAGUCCUGGGAGCCCCAUCAAUGCACUCCAAUAGGCUGAAGAACUCCCCGUCCACCAACACGCAGAGCCCUAAACCUAAGACGGAGGCCAUGGUACGCUCCCCUCCCGUCAUGUCCCCCUCCACUGCCACCCAGAUAGACUCUAAAAUGCCCAAUCAGGGCAAACCAGGGAGCACUGGUAGCCAAUCACAGCCCUCACCCUGCGACCCCAAGACCCUGGGCUCCAAAGGGGCUCAGAAUGUGACCGGGGGCAUGGGGCUGAAGAACGGCCAGGGCCUGACAUCGGGCCCGAGCUCCAAGGUCAAAGUCAAAAGGGAGCGAAGCACCUCGGUAGAGUCGUUUGAGCAGCCAGAAGGUGGCACACCCACCAGUGAGGAGAAAGACAGUAGCAGGGUGAAGAGGAUGUGUGUGGCAGAGAGGAGGCAGCCGUACAGUGGAGCUGACUGGUGCUCUGGGGGAGAAAGUGACGAAGAUGACAAAGGAUUCUUCAACUGUAACUCCAGUGACGUGAAGCCCCAGGACUCCGUCUCACAUUCUACCUCCAAUGCCGGACUCAGUCGCUCCUCCACACCUUCCCACAAUACACUGGGAGGCCAGGGCUCGACAACGGAACCUGCGAGUGGCCAGAAACCAGGCACAAAACUUGUUUAUGUCUUCACCACGGAGAUGGCCAACAAGGCAGCUGAUGCGGUUCUAACUGGCCAUACAGAAAACAUCAUUGCCUUCCACAUGAAAAACAUCUCCAGCAGCAAGGACAAAGCUCACCUCCUCCUGAAUAAUGCAGCAAGCGCCCUUCGAAAUGACUCCAAGCCUCCCCAGCAGCCCCCGUCCCAUGCUCAAGAUCAGAGCCACCAGCCUGGAUCCAAGCCGUCCUUACCGGGCAUGGCAGAGCCGACCACACCCCAGCCUUCAAACCAAGGGAGCCAAUCUGGUGUUCUUCCGCAGGAAGGGUCGUCCUCUGCAGGCAUGGAAUCCAAAAAUCUUCCCGGCAGUAGCCCCAGCAACGCUAUUGCUGCAGUUGACCAGGCCCCUGUCACCCAACCUGAGGCAGGCCUCAACCCUCCAACAGCAGUUGAGGGAGGGCAGGGUGGAGGCUCUGGUGGAGCGGGUUUGACACCCCAGCAGCAGCAACAGCAGCAGCAGCUGGCCCAGGAGCUGUUGAACAUGGAGGCCAACACAGAGGGUCUGUCCCAAGAACAGUUGGAGCAUCGCCAGCGCUCCCUACAGACCUUGCGAGAUAUUCAGCGCAUGCUUUUCCCUGAUGACCGUGAUGCCCCACAAGCUGGGCCCCCACAGUCCCACGGUGGACCCCACGAUGGAGGCCCUGAUGGUGCACCCCGAAGGUCUGAGCAGGGCCCCUUACAGGCCAUGAUGGCACAGUCUCAGAGUCUCGGACCACCAGGUGGGCCAGGAGGACCUCGCCCACAAGGUCCACCCUUUGGCCCACCCCAUGGUCCACCGCAUGGUCCCCCCCACGGCCCCAGGGACAUGCCCCCAUUUCCACAAGAUGAAAUGGGUGCACACAUGGGGGGUCCAGGGGGCUGUGGAGAUGGAGAUCAGAUGACUCCAGAACAGGUGGCUUGGUUGAAGCUACAGCAGGAAUUUUAUGAAGAGAAGAGGAAGAAACAAGAAAUGCAGCACCGGCCACUUCCUCCAGACAUGAUGAUGCACCCCCACGGUCCACGCGGCAUGAUGCGAGGCCCCCCGCCUCCCUACCAGAUGGGCCCAGGAGAGAUGUGGGGAGGACCAGGUGGUCCACCAGAGCACUACCAGGAGCGCAUGGCCAUGGGCCCCGGACCCGGCCCCGGCCCCGGCCCCAGGGGUAUGCCCCCACAUAUGCAGAGAAUGCCUGGCUUCUCUGGUAUGAUGAAUCCUGAGAUGGAGGGGCCCCCAAGGCCCGGAAUGGGCUGGCCUGACGACAUGCCUCCCCGUAUGGGAGAUGCACGAGGCUUCCCCGGAGGACCUGGGGGGAUGUUUGCUGGUCCAGGGGGUCGUGGUGAGCGUUUUCCAAAUCCUCAGUCAGUCCAAGAAGCAAUGUUCCACCAAGGUAUGGGUGGAGAGAAGGGCAUCCCUCCAGGGAUGAUGAUGGACAUGCAAAGGAUGAUGGGGCACCAAAGAGGUGGAAUGGAACCUGGUAAUGGCAUGGGCAUGUUUCCCAGAAUGCCCGGGGAUGGUCCUAUGAGUCCGUCUUCUAGGCUCCAGGGGAUGGGGGGAAGGGAAAUGGGACCCGAGUUUGGCAUGGGGCCUGGCCCUGGGCCAGGACCUCAUAUGCACCCUGCCAAGCUACGAGAUCCCUCCAUGAAUAUGAGUCCCGAGGAGAUCAUGAGAAUGAGAGGAGGUGGAGGACCUCCAAUGGAGAACAUGGGUCCACAAGGCCGGCCCAUGCAGGGUCCACCCUUCCCUGAGCAGUCACAACCAGGAGACUUUCCUAUGGGGCCUGGGCGGCCCUUCCCAGGGGGUCCGGGAGGAAUGAGGGGUCCGCAUGUAGACCAAGCCUUUGGUCCAGAGCACAGAUCUACACCAACAGGAGGCAAUGGCCGUAUUAACCACCUCCCCCCUGCCGGUGGUCCUUCACAAAUUCAGAGGGGCCGCAAGCCAGCCGAUCUGAAUGUCCAAGCAGGAGGGGGAAACUCUCCCAGUAUCAACCCACUUAAGUCCCCUCCUCUGAGGCAAGUGCAGUCCCCCAUGAUGGGCUCUCCCUCUGGAAACCUUAAAUCCCCUCAGACGCCGUCCCAGCUGGCUGGCAUGCUCAGUGGUCCCACAGGCCCCAGUGCCCCUCCACCUCCCCCAGCUUCAGCACCAAUGAAAUCCCCCCACUCCAUGAUGGGAUCAGCUGGUGCCUCUCCUGUUCACAUGAGGUCUCCUUCUCUUCCAAACCCCUCUCCAGGAUGGGCAUCCUCACCAAAGCCACCCAUGCAGAGUCCCGGAGUACCACCUCAAGGUGGCAAACCUCCCCUCAGUAUCACCUCACCAAACAUGAUGGGUGCCAUGGAGCAAGGUGGUAACGGCCCUCCCUCAGCCCCGCCUUCAUCAGGGGCUCCAUCUGGCCCCAUGUCCCUACCAGGCAACGUUCAGUCUGGCAGUCCGUACGCCAUCCCCCCUGAGCCAACUCUAUCCCAGAACCCUCUCUCCAUCAUGAUGUCACGCAUGUCCAAGUUUGCAAUGCCCAGCUCCACCCCACUCUACCAUGAUGCCAUAAAGACUGUCGCUAGCUCUGACGACGACUCGCCCCCAGCUCGCUCCCCGAACCUGCCUUCAGUAAACAAUAACGGUAUGGCAAUGAAUCACCAAGUCAACCCACGUAUGAUGGGACCUGGAAAUGCUGGACCCAUGUCUGCCCUCAGCCCUCUGGGCAUGAAUCCAAUGGCGUCCCAGCCCCUCUCCCAUGGCAUGCCCCCACAGAUGCCCUCUCCCAAUGCUCCUAAUAUGGGCCCAGGCAUGAUGCCUCAUGGUAUGAUGAUACCACCAAACCCCCAGGACCCUGGUAUGGGAAACCCCCAAAUGAUGUCCCAGGGACGCAUGGGUUACCCUCACAGAGGCCAGGGAUACCCCCUCACCCAGUCCCCUUCCCAGCAGGGCCCUUUCUCCCCGCACAACGGUCCUGGUCCCCAAGGUUUCCCUGGCCAUCCCAUGGGCUUCCAGGGAGAAGGGCCUAUGGGAGGACGGAUGGGGAACAUGCCUCACGGAGGAGGGGUUGAUGGGGGCAUGUGCAAGCCCAAUAACCCCGGAGGGCCGGAGUUCAACAACAUGCAAGGUGGAUUCAGUGAUGCGGACCUUCAUGAGGUGAUGCGGCCGGGAGCAUCUGGCAUUCCCGAAUUUGACCUGUCCAGGAUAAUCCCGUCAGAAAAGCCCAGUCAGACUCUGUCUUACUUCCCCCGAGGUGGGGGAGACAACCCUGGACACCCUGGGCACCCUGGACAUCCUGGGCACCCCGGGCACCCCGGACACCCUGGACACCCUGGACACCCCGGACACCCUGGACAGAAACCACCACACCCCUCCGGCUUCCCCAUGCAGGGCAUGAUGAGCGAUGGUCCACCGAGGAUGGGGAUGUCCAUGCAGGGGAUGGGGGGGAUGCCAGGGGGGCCCGGCGGGGGAAUGGGCCCCCAAGACAUGCCAAUGGGCAACCCUGGCCACAACCCGAUGCGGCCCCCAGGAUUCAUGGGCCAAGGCAUGAUGGGCCCCCAGCACCGGAUGAUGUCUCCUGGGGGUCCAGGAGGGAUGAUGCAGGGGAGACAAAUGGCCCACCCAGGCCCCGGUGGCUCACCUAACAUGAUGAUGUCACUGCAGGGCAUGGGCGGCCCUCCACAGCAGACAAUGAUGAUGGGGGGUCAGAUGAGGCCACGUGACAUGGACAUGGGGUUCAGUCCGGGCCCUGGAAUGUUCUGAUCCUACAGAAACCUUGUAUGUAGAAUGUUCUUGGACAAUACACAAGGAUGGAAUAAAGGUGACGGUGUGUUCAGAAAACUCUGAUGAUCUCGAGUAAAGGAAGUAUAAUACAGGAGAGAGGAUGUACCCAGAAACGAACAGAACGGAGCUAACCAGUCACCGAGUAAUGUCCUGUGGGAACUAUUCCAAUGGAGACUCGGGACAGGCCCAGAUUGGAGUACUUUUGCCACAAGAACAUUUGAUUUUGACUCAUGAACUUCAGAAUGUAUGGGAUUGUUGUGCAUCAAUUUCGCAAAAACUGUUCUUGUGUUUUUUUGAUUAUCUGACUAUAAAGAUGACUUUCAACAUCAAAGAGGAAUCAACCUAACUCAAAGUCAGCGUGGAGAUGCUACAGUAUAUGUCUACUUUUUUCAAAAAAAACGAAAACAAAUUUGUCAUGAAAGUGGUAUGGAACAAGAGAAAGGAAUAAGAAGAAUUUGUGCUUUGUGAAGACUUUAGUGGAACUCCAUCUUGUCUCUCGCUCCAUUGUUUUGACUGUUUCUGUACAGUAUAUACGUGAGAGUGUGUGCGUGUGCUUGACAGACUGUAUGUUUGUGUGGUAUGUAUGUGUCUGUAUGUAUAGGCAUUCUAUCAGUGACCUCUCAACUCCUCCUACCCAACUUUCAUUAGGGGAGGAACGCCCCCUAAAAAUACUGUACUGUUUACCAUUGGUGGGCUAUUCGAAUUUUAGUCUAUUUUAAUUUCCUUUGUAACUCCAGUGUAUAACAAACCAAACUAUGACCUCAUUAAGAUAAUAGUAUUAUUAAAAAAGCACAAACAUGGACCGUCUGCAGAAAGCGUCUUCUUUCUACCAUUGAGAGCAACACAGUGAGGGUCCUGGCAGCUUUGCAGCACAACGAUAAACCCCGGUCCAGAUGAACAUUGGACUCGGUGCUCCAAAACUUUCAGGACUCAACGUUGGCCAGCGUGAAUAAUACCGCUAAUACCCAGAUGUGCUUUGUGUGUUCUUCUUGUUCCCGUUUUUUGCUUUUGACUCUCUUGUUGACUCUGGGUAAUAAUCAUUCCCACAGCAAUAAUCCCCCCCAAUGGUCAGCAGAAUGGGACAGGAGUGGCUGCAUGCCACAGCAGGUAUGCCAGGUAUCAUAGAACUAGUUAGGUAGAUCUGGUACAAUUUUUAGAAAGGCAGGUGUGGUGUCCAGAGGGAGACACGCGGAAAUGUAAACACGUACUGCUAAACCAUCCAGCUGACUUCCUCUCUUUUCUCUAUUGUAUAAGCUUGUCAUGUGUUUCUCCAUUGGCUUUGGUGCAGAAUAGCCUCCCAGGGCUGUGGUGAUGGACUACAAAUAAAAGAUAUUGUUUUGGUACAUACAUGUUGUCUAUGGAGUGUGUGUGUGUGUGCGUGUGCGCAUGUACGGGUCCACAUGGCUCUUGAUUAUUCAUGUCUUGUCAGUCAUGUGGAUCAGGUGGUGUCUUUCAUUCUACACGUCAAACCAGUUUACCAAAAACUGAGCUCGAACAAGGAGAGCAAGUCAUACAGAGCAGCAGCAUUGCCAAGUCGACAUUUCAUCACGAGGUAUUUAGCGAGAGCUGCUUUCGGAGGACACCACACUUCCAAAAUAGGUGCAAGCACGUUGAUGCAUUUGAACUCUACUACACUAGUUGUGCUUUAGUAAUCCCUGUAUUAAAGUUUUACUUAGCUGGUAGGAAUAGUACACGUGAUGUAAG
Messenger RNA from Anarrhichthys ocellatus (wolf-eel), 7038 nucleotides. RefSeq names its product BCL9 transcription coactivator (gene bcl9). NCBI's taxonomy places the organism in Eukaryota, Metazoa, Chordata, Actinopteri, Perciformes, Anarhichadidae. Gene Ontology annotation, molecular function: beta-catenin binding; transcription coactivator activity. The transcript has 10 exons. Gene Ontology annotation, cellular component: beta-catenin-TCF complex. The record is from RefSeq and is a predicted model, not a curated record. The coding region runs from base 706 to 5313 and encodes 1535 amino acids. Gene Ontology annotation, biological process: canonical Wnt signaling pathway; positive regulation of transcription by RNA polymerase II.